AUGGUAGCCCAAACGACGUACAAACCGGUGACCUAUGUUACCAAAGGCGGUGGUACCUUGAAACUGUACGACAAAGAAUUGACGUUUCAAAUGAAGGAUGCUUCUGCCGCCAAUGGUAUUAAAAUUUUCACAUUGCCGUGGAGUAAAAUCAAGAAACGCCAAGUGUCCGAUUCCGGCACUACUGGCAAACCCAAAAUUAAAUUAAUUCUCAAGAGCGGCACCGAAGCCAUUUUUCAAAUGGACGAUCGCAUUUCGCUCGAAGUGUUACGAGAUGACAUUGCCGAACGAUUGGCACGCUGGAAGGAAAAGUAUCCCGAUUCCGACGACGAAGCCGUCAAUCAGACGCGAGGCGCCGGCACAACCCAACGACGACAAUCCACGCCCUAUCGCAUGGCCAAACCCGUCGUGGAAACUACCCGGGCGAGUAUGAGUCAACCCCGUGCCAGUCAACCCUACCGCAUGGCCGCACCGCAAAAGCUGCCCGCCACGGCGCCACGACAAUCGCAGCCGUACCGUAUGAAAAAACAAAACGAGCCGGAACCACCACGACAAAGUCAACCCUACCGAUUUGUGGCCGCCAAAAAAUAA
Molecule: messenger RNA, 588 nt
Organism: Seminavis robusta
Lineage: Eukaryota; Bacillariophyta; Bacillariophyceae; Naviculales; Naviculaceae
Source: the annotation of a GenBank genome assembly